Thunnus maccoyii (southern bluefin tuna) is the source of this 779-nucleotide messenger RNA. RefSeq lists its product as uncharacterized. The transcript has 3 exons. The record is from RefSeq and is a predicted model, not a curated record. The coding region runs from base 1 to 690 and encodes 229 amino acids. Lineage: Eukaryota; Metazoa; Chordata; Actinopteri; Scombriformes; Scombridae.
AUGAUUGCAAUAACUGUCCUGAUUAGUGAUAUCACGACCAGAGCUAACCAGCCCUCUGCAACACGGCAAGAGACCAGUGAUCUCAGGACCAGAGCUAACCAGCCCUCUGCAAUACAGCAAGAGACCGGUGAUAUCACGACCAGAGCUAACCAGCCCUCUGCAACACGGCAAGUGACCAGUGAUAUCACGACCAGAGCUAACCAGCCCUCUGCAACACGGCAAGUGACCAGUGAUAUCACGACCAGAGCUAACCAGCCCUCUGCAACAUGGCAAGUGACCAGUGAUAUCACGACCAGAGCUAACCAGCCCUCUGCAACACGGCAAGUGAUUAGUGAUAUCACGACCAGAGCUAACCAGCCCUCUGCAACACAGCAAGUGACCAGUGAUAUCACAACCAGAGCUAACCAGCCCUCUGCAACACAGCAAGUGACCAUUGCUAUUAUGACCAGAGCUAACCAGCCCUCUGCAACACAGCAAGAGACCAGUGAUAUCAUGACCAGAGCUAACCAGCCCUCUGCAACACAGCAAGUGAUUAGUGAUAUCAUGACGAGAGCUAACCAGCCCUCUGCAACACAGGCAUCUGUACACCCAAACACUAAAUCAGCACAGGUGGUGCUCCUCAAUCUUGCAUCCCAAAUUGACAGUAACCAAAGAUGCAGGUUCGACAUUAAAACAGGUCCAUAUCCAUAAAUGCUAAAUGCAAGAUGAACAUAGUAAAAUAGUAGCCAUCAGACUAACAAUAAAUGGACCUGUUCAUGAUACUAUGAAAAACUAUUACA